GCUGAUGGGUCGAAGUAUCCGUUCGGUAGGGGGUUUUGUUGAUGUCCGGUUGUUCUUGGAAAGCAUAGAGUGUGGAGAUGUUGCAAAUAACUUUAACCGCAUUGAAGAGUUGCUUGAAGUGAAACCGUUAGAUCUCCAAAAAAAAGGAGUUCCGCCAAAGCAACGAAAGAGAAUCUUGAGGCAUGUUGAGUUUCUCAGGCAUGGUAUCGUUCCGUACGAAUACGCCGUCAAGUAUCAUGAACAACAGAAACAAGAAGAAACAUCAAUAAAACAGGAGUCAUUGUCAUCCUGAGUUUAGCUGAAGAAGACUGUGGGCUUUAAACUAGAAUAUUGAAUCAAGAUGCUGAAUCAGGUGGAACUUUUUUUUCUUUAUUGUUAUUUUCAUAUAUAGACCAGAUAGAAGCAGCAGCGGCAGCAUCUUGUCAUGUACAUCGAUAUCAAAUAAAUAGAUUCAUAAGUGUGGAUAUAACUCGUUAUUUUUUUGCUGUAUGCAUAUAAAAUUGGGUAAACGUCUUACGAACCAUCAUUU
Molecule: messenger RNA, 529 nt
Organism: Galdieria sulphuraria
Lineage: Eukaryota; Rhodophyta; Bangiophyceae; Galdieriales; Galdieriaceae
Exons: 2
Coding region: 5-292 (95 amino acids)
Source: RefSeq, a predicted model, not a curated record